AUGAUAUCUCAGAGUAGGUCUGAUCCAACAGUAAAAGUAUCAUCGACAAUACAAUCGAUAUAUCCGAAUGAAAAACGGAAUACUAGUGAUGAUGUCAACACACACAAAAGAACUUUUGGGCAAUUAGCUGAGGUCGAAAAUGCAACAGGCCAUAGUCAGAGUAGAGAGUCAGAUACUUCCAUUCUAGAGAAACAAAAACAAUCAAGAUUUAAAUUGUAUGAGACGCCAAAAAGUCAAUUCGAAAACAGUUUAGCAAAGAACGGCAUAUCUAAUGAAGAAGAGCCACUUAAACAAAUAACAGCGAGGAAAGAAUUAAUUCAAUCACCCGAAAAUGAAGGAAGAUACAAUAAUGCACAGAAAACAAAAGCUCCGUUAUCGGAACUUGAACAAAGUCAGUUGUUAGCAGAGCAAGUUAAUGCUAUGACGCCUUCGCAUGCGAAUAUGGAUUGUGAAAGGGUUACUGAUCAGACGGAUCUAGUCGAUGCCAUGAACAGAAGAUCCGAAGCUGUUGAAUCAAGAGUAGAGUCUGAGAUCGAUAGAAAACAGGAUGAAGAAUGUCUGAUCACAGUAGAACGUUUAAUUAACAUGUGGAAUGAUUCUAGUCAAUUACCGUCAUGUUCUGAGAAAUAUAUUAUUAGUCUAUUAUUUUAUGUUUCGGUUAAAUUAGCAGAUAAGGAGAAAAUUUUGCGCUCUAAUGUCAAAAUGCCAAAUGAAAUUGAAGAGAAAAUUAUGAAAGAAUUUGAUAAUUUGAAGGAAAGGCUGAAAACAGAAGAAUUGCAAUCGGGAUUUGUUGAAAACAUAAUCGAAAGAUGCAGUGUCUAUUUAAAAGAUAAAAGUUGGAACAAUGCUUUGAUUGAUUUGAGAAAAUUAUUGAAGGAAGUGCGUCCAUUAGAUACACAAGAAUUGAUAAGACUUGUUGCGAAAGCCAAUGAUGCAGCAAAGUUAAUCAAGGGAAAAGAGAUUAUCCUUCUUUUGGCGGGAACUGGAGCAGGCAAAUCUACAACUAUACAUUUUCUUGGUGGAUCUACAAUGGCUGAAACAAUAGUGCAAAGAAUGUACUAUAUUGCUCCAAUUACAAUAAAAAACCCUGAUCUUCAAAAGAUUACAACGACACCAUUUGUGAAAUCUGGAACUCGAUACAUUUCUCCUGUGACGAUAAAUUUUAAAGAUAUUGGUGGAAGUAGUAGUGAUAGUGUUAUUCUAUGUAAUACUCCAGGAUUCGAAGAUACCAGCGGUCCAGAAGUAGAUAUUGCAAAUGGGAUCGGUAUAGUUAAAGCAAUACGAACAUGUAAAAGUGUAAGGCCAGUUGUUUUGAUUAGUUACAGGAGCAUUGGUGAUAGAUGCACUGGUGUGAAGGAUCUAGCUCAUAUGUUAGUAGGAUUGAUUCCAGGAAUUAAAGAUAAUAUAAAAACUUUUUCCUAUUUAUUUACCAAAUUCCCUAAAAAAGAAAGAUCUCCAAUAAAUGCAUUAUUGAAUAAUAUCAGUGACAAGGGGGAAACAGCGGACUUCAAGACUUCAAGACUUCAAAAGACUUCAACAGACUUCAACAGACUUCAGCCGCUGUGACUUCAUAUUUUCACAAGACUUCAGAAGACUUCUAAAGACUU
Rotaria sp. Silwood2 is the source of this 1607-nucleotide messenger RNA. The record is from the annotation of a GenBank genome assembly. NCBI's taxonomy places the organism in Eukaryota, Metazoa, Rotifera, Eurotatoria, Philodinida, Philodinidae.